GUCGAGCAAGUGGAUAGAGCCAUGUGCCAGGUAGAGAAGUACAAAGAAAGAAAACAUCGUCUGGAAUGCGGGCUAAAAUUUGGGAAGCUUACCAUCCUACUACAGCGUCGGGGGAACGGGGAUCGAGGGGAUGGGGGUUCCCAUGUGGCCAGCCUCGACCUCCAAGCACUGGCAGCAGAGCGUUCAGACGUGCUGGCUACGACGCAAGUGUUAAUGUACCUACUCAGCAAACACGGCUACUUGCAGAGCAGUAGGCAGCAAAAUGUGCUGCCGGGGGUGACGGGAGACGGGGGUAACGUCCGUGCUCAGCAGGAUGGGCGACGGAAGCCGGACGGCCCGUCGAGUCAGCAGCAGAUGCGGGGCGCCAACCAGGUUCGACCCUGGUCAGUGGAUCCCGGAGCACCUCAUGGCCCGCAGCACGCAGCCCGUAGGACUCCGCUCACACCCAGCCCAGCGAGCCCUGUCCAGAGCGCGGUGGAAAUAACGGACGACGGAGUGCUGGACCUGGGGCUUCCAAGUCGUAUGGGCGUCGCUCCCUAUGGAGUACUCACACCUGAGAAGGAGGCUUUGCUGAGAAGUGAGAGAAAGGUGAGGGAGAUUAAGGGACCACUCGAGUGCAAAGCAGACCCUGAAUUCUCCAGACUACUACUUCAAAAACAUCUUUCUUCUCUGGAGACAGUCGACUUAAGAAAGGUAAGACAGGGCG
This is a messenger RNA of Frankliniella occidentalis (western flower thrips), 706 nucleotides long. RefSeq lists its product as uncharacterized. The annotation marks the transcript as partial. The transcript is spliced from 3 exons. The record is from RefSeq and is a predicted model, not a curated record. Lineage: Eukaryota; Metazoa; Arthropoda; Insecta; Thysanoptera; Thripidae.